AAAAUCAAUAGUCGCCGCCAUAUUUUUUCACUCAACGAAAACCAACGCGCUUCGGACACCGAAUUAUGUUUAGAAAACUAAGUUAUUUAGGAUAAGCUACAGUUAAAAGUGCGCCAAGUGACCAAGUGACCAGUUAUCAUUAACAGAAACGAUUCCCCGUCGCCAGCAAUAGUCCCCUGAAUCGCCAGUCUCCGGCAUCCUAUCGCUGCUUCUUCUUCCUCCGGCUUCAGCAGUCUUAAACUCCGCGUCCAAGUGCGAGGUAUUCCAGUGCAAGUGCUAGUGCGUGUGAUCUAGUGUGCGAGAACAGCCAGCGAGGAGCAUGGAAGGAGCCUCAGUGUCCUCGCCAUCGAUGGGCGGCCCACGUGGCGGCGGUUUCCGCGGACGGGGUGGUGGAGCCCCAAUGCGCGGUGGCUUCGAUCGCGGACGUGGUCGUGGCGGUCGUGGACACUUUAUGGGUGGCAUGCGCGGAGGCGGCGGCAGCGGAAUGGGCGGAGGACCGCCCAUGCAGGGCAUGAUGUCGGGUCCUCCAAGGGGAAUGCGUGGUUCCCGAGGCGGUAUGGGCUAUCAGGGACGCGGCGGUGGCUAUCAGCCGCGUGGUGGCGCUCCCAUGGGCAUGCGGGGCGGUCGCCCGCCAUUGUAUUCGCAGCCUCCCAAACAACACACAGGUGCCGAGAACAACAAGACGGUAUCACCAGUGCCCACUUCGGCGAUCAGUGGAGAGCAGCCAGCGGUUGAGGCAGACGGUGAUGAGGUCACCGACGGCCAGACAUCAGCAGUCGUCCCAUCUUCGAGCAACUCACAUGGCGGCAGUUCCGCUCCUGGUGGCAGCAACGGCGGGGGACCUCCUCCCUAUCUGGGCCGUGGACGUGGACGCGGUGGUCCCUUCAGCGGACGUGGACGUGGUGGCGGCGGCUACAAUUCGCACAUGAACGGCAGUGGAGGCGGCAGUAUGUACGGUGGCUCCCACAGCCAUCACGGCAAUUCCAUGGGCGGCGGUCCGGGCAGCGAGCACGGUUCGAUGCCCAGGCGCGGAGCUCCUCGGGGCAGGGGCGGCUACAAUCAAGGUAUGAGUCGGCCACCCUUGCAUCACCAUCAGGCACAUAAUCCCAAUACACAACUUGCACCGGUACCAGCUCUCAAACGCGGCGCUCCCGGUGGUCCUGGUCCCAAACGCGGUCGCUACGAGGGCGGUCCCUACGGCCAGCGGCCCAUGACGCCCAAGUACCAUUCCACCCAGCAGCAUAUGGGUGGUGGAGGGGGCGGCGGCAUGUCUUCGCAGUCCUCUUAUGGCUCGCCGCCAAGUCAUCAUGCGCCACAACAAAGUCAUCACAGCUAUCAGACUCACGACCAGACCCAGCAAGUGGAUCCCUACGCGCAGAGCGGCUACAGCACCCAGACCACCCAGCAGGGAUACAAUGGCUAUGGCCAGGGCAGCAGCAGCAGCUAUGCGGCUCACACAUCGCAGACAAGUGCUCCGGCGAGCAGCAGCUACGGCGCCCAUCACAGCACCGAAUACGAUCAGAGCCAGUAUCAAAACUACAACAGCUCGACGGGCUAUGCUGCUCCGCAGGACACGCGGUACCAGUCGUACAGCCAGGACUACAGCCAACAGUACGGCUCGACUGCAGUGGACUACAAUGCGACCGGACAAGCGGACUACAGCCAGCACGGAGCGCAGAGCACUGGCUAUGAUGAGCGUGCCUACGCGGGUUAUGAUUCGCAGGCCUACUCGCAGAACUAUUCAAACGCAGCCGCCUACUACUAAAAAUAAUAUACAGCUUCCCACUCCCACCCCUGACGGCACACUAGAGAUCAGAACGCUGCGCGUGCUUCGAUAGGCCAAGAAACCAAAUAAGAAGGGAUUAGGGCAGAAAAAUAUCGAGUAACAGGAAGGGAAUUUAUGUUGAAUGCAUUAAUUAACUUGCAAUACAUAAUACGCAACACACACACAUACGGUCACUCAAAACAUACAAUUUUAGUUGUUAGGAUAACAGUUCUCUUUUUCUUAGCAUUUAAGCAACACUAGUGUUUCGACGUCUUUCUACAUAAACCCCUACCCCAAAUUAAUUUUCCCCUUUGUUUUCGUUUCGUCUCCCUAUGAAUCCUGAACAGAUAUAUCGAAAAUAUCCGCCUUGCCUGUUGUUUAAUGUUCUCUUAAUAGACAAACGGAGCUAGCCCGCACUGAGCUCCAGCCUAAGAAAAAUUAAAUGUGCUCCUCCUUAGUUCCAUUUACAAUUACAAGUCACCUGUGACCAAAGUAUGCUACAAUCAUAUUUUUUAUAUGACGGAAAAAAUACGAGUACGCACGUACAUGAUCUUCUGAAUGAACUAAACUAAAUUAAAACAUUUUGUGAAUCAUGUAAAAUUGUAUACAAAUGAAUGCAAUGUAUAUUUUAGUUAUUAAGCUGAAAACUGCAAACGACUCUUGACACAGUUAUUUACAAUCCCACAUGCAUCUGAAAGCGUUUAUGAUUUUGCAAGAUUGUGUUUUUUCUUUAUGAAUGACGAAAACGUGACAAAAGCGUGACUUAUUACUUUUUUUGUUUUACAAAAACCUCUUAUAGCAACAAUUUAAGCAACAAAAGCUCGUAAUUAUGUAACUCCUUAAAAUUAAGAUGAAAAAAAAAUCAAGUAACAAAAUACACAAAGUAUAUUAGAAAAAGAUGCAGAAACCAUAACCAUAAUCAAAGUCAAUAAAAUAAUGUUCAAAAA
Molecule: messenger RNA, 2712 nt
Organism: Drosophila yakuba
Lineage: Eukaryota; Metazoa; Arthropoda; Insecta; Diptera; Drosophilidae
Product: glycine-rich cell wall structural protein 1
Exons: 5
Coding region: 320-1765 (481 amino acids)
Source: RefSeq, a predicted model, not a curated record